This is a messenger RNA of Scleropages formosus (Asian bonytongue), 1170 nucleotides long. RefSeq names its product nodal-related 2 (gene ndr2). Lineage: Eukaryota; Metazoa; Chordata; Actinopteri; Osteoglossiformes; Osteoglossidae. The record is from RefSeq and is a predicted model, not a curated record. Gene Ontology annotation, molecular function: growth factor activity; cytokine activity. Bases 1 to 1170 code for a protein of 389 amino acids. Gene Ontology annotation, cellular component: extracellular region. The transcript has 3 exons.
AUGGCUCUGUCGGUCCGGGUCCUAAUAGCGCUGCUGCUCUGCGGCUCCCGCCUCGUGACCGCGGCCGAGCGCGCGCGGCCCAACGUCAGCGCAGGCGGCAACGGCACGAGGGCUCCGAACCAGUCCUCCGCUGGCCGGACACCCGAACACCACCUGCCCGCCUAUAUGAUGCACCUGUACCGACACUUCAGGAUAGAUCGGUCCCAGUAUUUGCUGAAGCAGGGAUCCUUGGAGAGCGCGGACACAGUCAGAAGUGUAGUUGCCAAAAGUUUAUUUCAAAGGGGCAAGCACUGGAUUGCUACCUUUGACUUCUCCUUCUUGCUGUCUGAUGAGCAGUUUAUGAUGGCCAAGCUGAGAAUAAGGAUACCACAGACCACAGAUGUAAAAGACAUGAAGGUGGAAAUCACUCAUCAUCAUGAGUACCCCUGCCAAAGGAGUGCAAUCUGUCAUGAUCAUCAGUCACUGGGACUGCUGACUGGGUCAUCCAUCAUUGACUCUUCUAGAAGGUGGAAGGUGUUCAGUAUCACGACUCUGCUCUUCUUCUGGCUGAAAGGAAAACUUGAGUCCAAUGAAACAAACCCAGUGAUGGAAAAUGAAGAUCUGCCUGACCUUGAUCUUGGCCACUCAAGGGGCUCUGAAGUCAUGAAUGACAGGGCAGUAAUUCUGGUCUUCUCUCAUGUGCAUCCAGAGAAAGGCUUCCAGAACACAGCCAGCCUGCUCCACACGGCCGAACAAUCAAAGUUCCUGUCCAGCAGUGAAAAGACGAACAUUGGGCGCCCGAAGAGGCACAAACGCCACAAAGGACCCCCAGACCACCCACUGGAUCGAUUCAUGGUGCCCAACCAAGGUGACGGUACAUCUUUAUGCCACCGAGUGGACCUGUACAUUGAUUUCAACUACAUCGGUUGGGGUGCGUGGGUCAUCUCUCCCAAGCGGUACAAUGCCUACCGCUGUGAAGGAACAUGUUCUAAUCCAGUUGGAAAGCAGUUCCGUCCAACAAAUCACGCCUAUAUGCAGAGUCUUCUGAAGUCCUUACAUCCUGAUCGGGUUCCCUCAAUCUGCUGUGUGCCCACCAAGAUGAGCCCCAUGAGCAUGGUCUACUUUGAAGGAGGGGAGAUGAUGGUCCGGCACCACGAGGACAUGAUUGUAGAUGAAUGUGGCUGCAAGUAA